Molecule: messenger RNA, 1065 nt
Organism: Cladocopium goreaui
Lineage: Eukaryota; Dinophyceae; Suessiales; Symbiodiniaceae
Source: the annotation of a GenBank genome assembly
AUGCAGAAAGUGGAGCGUCUCAUAUUCUCCACGAACAAAGCAGCCCUGGCUGGCUAUGUGCAGAGCUUGAGAGGACAACCCGAAGUGCAGGUCAAGUUGUUCCACUACUCGGAGCAGGAUGGGCUGGACACAGCUGCCUUGGAAGCUCAUAUUUUGUCAAGUGGAGCAGCUGAAGUCUCAGUUCUCCUUCUUGCUACAGCUGCCUCCAGCUACUUGUGGUUUGACCCGGAACAUUACCCCAGAAACGUGGAACUUUGUACCAUUUUGAAGAAAUUUGCAGAGAUCAGAGUGAACUUCGUUGUGUGUCCAACUACCCAUUCAGCUCGAGAUGGAUGGCAACAGCAUCAGUCUGACUUGCGGAGUGUCUUCGGAGACUUUCUCCCGGAGACGGGCAAAGUGGACACUUGGACGGACUUCGAUCCGGAACAAGGUCUUGGGCAAGAGCAGAUUCGUAGCUUGAUUUACCGUGCGCAACACCAGCAAGCCUUGCAGUGCCAAGAUGUUCAUCAAGAGCCAAGAGGUGGAUGGAUUUGGAAACCAGUUGGAGGAUUUGUACUGCUUUUGGUUGUUGGUUUGGGCGUGCGCCAGCUCAUGCGCAAGGUGUCCUCCCUGAGUUCCCAGCUCCAAGGGCUCCAGAACGAGACGAGAGAUCUCCGCCAUCGCAUCCAGUUGCUUGAAGCGGAGGUUGUGCAUCUUCGCGAUGGCCAGAGUCUGCAGUGGUGGGAGCGGUUGGGAGGCAUUUGUAGUACUGUUGCCUCCGAAGUUGCCUCCUCUCUGCCACUGCCGCUUGUUGCCUCGUUUGAUAUCCAUCAAUUGACGCACUUAAGACACUGACUCCACCAGUGAUGGCACCGAGAUUUAGCACUCCAAUGGCUUGAAAUGGAAGCCCAUAGCCUUCGACCAGCUUGUGAUGUUUGGGCCCUACACAGGUUUCGGUUUCUGUACAGUUUAGCUUCUUUGCGACCAGCUAGCAGUCGACGAAAAGGACCAUGGCGGCAGCAUCAUUGCUUUCACGUGCAUUGCCCAUUGCUUUUGCCUUUGUUUCAGGGAAGGUGCUUGUCAUCU